Messenger RNA from Stegostoma tigrinum, 1650 nucleotides. RefSeq lists its product as uncharacterized. The coding region runs from base 117 to 1613 and encodes 498 amino acids. NCBI's taxonomy places the organism in Eukaryota, Metazoa, Chordata, Chondrichthyes, Orectolobiformes, Stegostomatidae. The record is from RefSeq and is a predicted model, not a curated record. The transcript has 12 exons.
CUGGAGAAUUGGAGAAAACGAGGAUCGUGGGGGGAUAGCUGUAGAGUAAAAAAAAUCUCCCAUUGGUGAGGGGACCAAAUCUCCAUGUUUUGCAAGAGGAGGUUGGGGAUAAGAAGAUGGGCUUUUUUUUGAACAAGAGAGAAAGCGGACGGAGGCGACGGAUGCAUUUUCGAGUCGUUCUGGUGUUGCUGCUCGCUCUCCUCCGGGGGAUCGCUGCAGGAGGUCAAUCACCUGGAGGGGGCAAUGUCGUGGCUGCCAUUGGCUCGUCAGUUUUACUGGAUCCUGAAUAUGGAGCGAAUCUCAGUGACAGUCAGGUUGAGUGGACGUUCAAAAACAGCAGUGGAAAACUGCUUACUAUUUUGGAUUACGUACCAAAUUCUCCAGUACAGAAACCAAAUAAACACUACCAUUCCCGUUUACGUUUUAAUGCAUCCAAUGGAUCAAUAAUGGUAGGCAAUCUGAAACCGAGUGACCAAGGAGUAUAUACCAUCACGGUGAAUGGUACCUGGAACAGGAGCAUGGAUCUGAAACUCAUUGAACCACUGUCAGAACCCACGAUUGUCAAUAAUUGUACCUGUGUGGAUACUGCCGUUCAACUCAUUUGCCAGGUGUCUGGGGGGAGCGAGAUCUCUAUUCUGUGGUGGAAAGGCAACAAGAUGUUAACGAGUAGUCAAUACUAUCAGUUAGUGCAAACCAACAGCACAUUGAUUAUUUCUGAAGCACAAAUAUCAGACUGCGGGACCUACACUUGCACAGUAGAAAACCCUGUUAGCCAGAAGAAUGCAUCAUAUUCUCUCAGGCUUCGUGGCCUGACACAUCUGCACCAUUGUGUUUUGGCAUUAUCUGUUGCAGCAUUGGUCACUGCUGGUGCCAUACUGAUCACCGCUGUUGCAACCCGUUUGGAUGACAUCUUGUGUGUGAGCAAUUACGGGUGCCUGUUUAUUCGAGAGAUGAUGCGGCGUUUGUUGAAGUUUGCACCAGAGCUUUCGUUCCUUUCCUUUUCCGUUGCAUGCCUAUGUUGGAUACUGACUGAAGUUUGCCUAGACAUGCCCGAUACACUGCCUACACUGAGUCAAUUGAUUGCAAACACAAUCCAAAUUGUGCACAUAAUAGGAUAUGCUGGGAAUGCUGGAAUCAGUUUUGUUCUGUCAAUGUCUUGGCUUCUCCAUCUCACAGUAGUACUUUCAAAUUAUCGUUUCAUCCGUGACAAACCCAUAUUAGACAAGAUCAUCUCAAACAAGUUUUGCCGUGUUAUCCUGAAUGUCGCAGCUCCUGUCAUCGCUGUGUUUGGGCCGAGUAUCCUCAUCGGAGAAGUAAUGAAACAAACUGAUAGCGAUUGUGACUCAGCAACCAGCCUGCGAUCAACUAUAAUGCUGACUGUGGGGAUAACAUUGCUUAUUCUUGUUGCAAACUUUGUGGCCUAUGAAAUAUACAUCAACUGGAAAAAACAGCCAACUGGAACUCCUCCUGCAAAUACGAGUCUCGGAGAUUCUGAUCAGCAUCAAUAUACUGAGCAGAAGAAAACACCCCCAUGUCCAGGACACACAGCUACCACUGAACUGGUGACUCAGGGAUUACUGCUACCUGAGAAGAACUGUAAACCUUGUGAUUAAAGCACUACCUGAAAUUUGCACUGUAAAUACUGAGAAA